Messenger RNA from Closterium sp. Naga37s-1, 4053 nucleotides. NCBI's taxonomy places the organism in Eukaryota, Viridiplantae, Streptophyta, Zygnematophyceae, Desmidiales, Closteriaceae. The record is from the annotation of a GenBank genome assembly.
AUGUCUCGCGUCAGCACUUGCCGGCACAGCUCCUGCAGGUCGUCUGGCUGUGUGGAGACGGCGGGAUGGAAGGUGACUGAUGCCAUGUGCAUGCCAUCGCCCUCUCCUGAUGGCUGGUGGGGGGAUAACGAGGAGAAUGUACAUGGGAGAAUGGAUGGGGGAGAAUGGAUGGGGGAGAAUGGAUGGGGGAGAAUGGAUGGGGGAGAAUGGAUGGGGGAGAAUGGGGGAGAAUGGAUGGGGGAGAAUGGAUGGGGGAGAAUGGGGGAGAAUGGAUGGGGGAGAAUGGAUGGGGGAGAAUGGAUGGGGGAGAAUGGAUGGGGGAGAAUGGAUGGGGGAGAAUGGAUGGGGGAGAAUGGAUGGGGGAGAAUGGAUGGGGGAGAAUGGAUGGGGGAGAAUGGAUGGGGGAGAAUGGGGGAGAAUGGAUGGGGGAGAAUGGAUGGGGGAGAAUGGGGGAGAAUGGAUGGGGGAGAAUGGAUGGGGGAGAAUGGAUGGGGGAGAAUGGAUGGGGGAGAAUGGAUGGGGGAGAAUGGAUGGGGGAGAAUGGGGGAGAAUGGAUGGGGGAGAAUGGAUGGGGGAGAAUGGGGGAGAAUGGAUGGGGGAGAAUGGAUGGGGGAGAAUGGAUGGGGGAGAAUGGAUGGGGGAGAAUGGAUGGGGGAGAAUGGAUGGGGGAGAAUGGGGGGAGAAUGGAUGGGGGAGAAUGGAUGGGGGAGAAUGGAUGGGGGAGAAUGGAUGGGGAGAAUGGAUGGGGGAGAAUGGAUGGGGGAGAAUGGGGGAGAAUGGAUGGGGGAGAAUGGAUGGGGGAGAAUGGAUGGGGAGAAUGGAUGGGGGAGAAUGGAUGGGGGAGAAUGGAUGGGGGAGAAUGAUGGGGAGAAUGGAUGGGGGAGAAUGGAUGGGGGAGAAUGGGGGAGAAUGGAUGGGGGAGAAUGGAUGGGGGAGAAUGGAUGGGGAGAAUGGAUGGGGGAGAAUGGAUGGGGAGAAUGGAUGGGGGAGAAUGGAUGGGGGAGAAUGGAUGGGGGAGAAUGGAUGGGGGAGAAUGGGGGGAGAAUGGAUGGGGGAGAAUGGAUGGGGGAGAAUGGAUGGGGGAGAAUGGGGGAGAAUGGAUGGGGGAGAAUGGAUGGGGGAGAAUGGAUGGGGGAGAAUGGAUGGGGAGAAUGGAUGGGGGAGAAUGGAUGGGGGAGAAUGGAUGGGGGAGAAUGGAUGGGGGAGAAUGGAUGGGGGAGAAUGGAUGGGGGAGAAUGGAUGGGGGAGAAUGGAUGGGGGAGAAUGGAUGGGGGAGAAUGGAUGGGGGAGAAUGGAUGGGGGAGAAUGGAUGGGGGAGAAUGGAUGGGGAGAAUGGAUGGGGGAGAAUGGAUGGGGGAGAAUGGAUGGGGGAGAAUGGAUGGGGGAGAAUGGAUGGGGGAGAAUGGAUGGGGGAGAAUGGAUGGGGGAGAAUGGAUGGGGGAGAAUGGAUGGGGGAGAAUGGAUGGGGGAGAAUGGAUGGGGGAGAAUGGAUGGGGGAGAAUGGAUGGGGGAGAAUGGAUGGGGGAGAAUGGAUGGGGGAGAAUGGAUGGGGGAGAAUGGAUGGGGGAGAAUGGAUGGGGGAGAAUGGAUGGGGGAGAAUGGAUGGGGGAGAAUGGAUGGGGGAGAAUGGAUGGGGGAGAAUGGAUGGGGGAGAAUGGAUGGGGGAGAAUGGAUGGGGGAGAAUGGAUGGGGGAGAAUGGAUGGGGGAGAAUGGAUGGGGGAGAAUGGAUGGGGGAGAAUGGAUGGGGGAGAAUGGAUGGGGGAGAAUGGAUGGGGGAGAAUGGAUGGGGGAGAAUGGAUGGGGGAGAAUGGAUGGGGGAGAAUGGAUGGGGGAGAAUGGAUGGGGGAGAAUGGAUGGGGGAGAAUGGAUGGGGGAGAAUGGAUGGGGGAGAAUGGAUGGGGGAGAAUGGAUGGGGGAGAAUGGAUGGGGGAGAAUGGAUGGGGGAGAAUGGAUGGGGGAGAAUGGAUGGGGGAGAAUGGAUGGGGGAGAAUGGAUGGGGGAGAAUGGAUGGGGGAGAAUGGAUGGGGGAGAAUGGAUGGGGGAGAAUGGAUGGGGGAGAAUGGAUGGGGGAGAAUGGAUGGGGGAGAAUGGAUGGGGGAGAAUGGAUGGGGGAGAAUGGAUGGGGGAGAAUGGAUGGGGGAGAAUGGAUGGGGGAGAAUGGAUGGGGGAGAAUGGAUGGGGGAGAAUGGAUGGGGGAGAAUGGGGGAGAAUGGGGGGGAGAAUGGGGGAGAAUGGGGGAGAAUGGGGGAGAAUGGAUGGGGGAGAAUGGAUGGGGGAGAAUGGAUGGGGGAGAAUGGAUGGGGGAGAAUGGAUGGGGGAGAAUGGAUGGGGGAGAAUGGAUGGGGGAGAAUGGAUGGGGGAGAAUGGAUGGGGGAGAAUGGAUGGGGGAGAAUGGAUGGGGGAGAAUGGAUGGGGGAGAAUGGAUGGGGGAGAAUGGAUGGGGGAGAAUGGAUGGGGGAGAAUGGAUGGGGGAGAAUGGAUGGGGGAGAAUGGAUGGGGGAGAAUGGAUGGGGGAGAAUGGAUGGGGGAGAAUGGAUGGGGGAGAAUGGAUGGGGGAGAAUGGAUGGGGGAGAAUGGAUGGGGGAGAAUGGAUGGGGGAGAAUGGAUGGGGGAGAAUGGAUGGGGGAGAAUGGAUGGGGGAGAAUGGAUGGGGGAGAAUGGAUGGGGGAGAAUGGAUGGGGGAGAAUGGAUGGGGGAGAAUGGAUGGGGGAGAAUGGAUGGGGGAGAAUGGAUGGGGGAGAAUGGAUGGGGGAGAAUGGAUGGGGGAGAAUGGAUGGGGGAGAAUGGAUGGGGGAGAAUGGAUGGGGGAGAAUGGAUGGGGGAGAAUGGAUGGGGGAGAAUGGAUGGGGGAGAAUGGAUGGGGGAGAAUGGAUGGGGGAGAAUGGAUGGGGAGAAUGGAUGGGGGAGAAUGGAUGGGGGAGAAUGGAUGGGGGAGAAUGGAUGGGGGAGAAUGGAUGGGGGAGAAUGGAUGGGGGAGAAUGGAUGGGGGAGAAUGGAUGGGGGAGAAUGGAUGGGGGAGAAUGGAUGGGGGAGAAUGGAUGGGGGAGAAUGGAUGGGGGAGAAUGGAUGGGGGAGAAUGGAUGGGGGAGAAUGGAUGGGGGAGAAUGGAUGGGGGAGAAUGGAUGGGGGAGAAUGGAUGGGGGAGAAUGGAUGGGGGAGAAUGGAUGGGGGAGAAUGGAUGGGGGAGAAUGGAUGGGGGAGAAUGGAUGGGGGAGAAUGGAUGGGGGAGAAUGGAUGGGGGAGAAUGGAUGGGGGAGAAUGGAUGGGGGAGAAUGGAUGGGGGAGAAUGGAUGGGGGAGAAUGGAUGGGGAGAAUGGGGGAGAAUGGGGGGAGAAUGGGGGAGAAUGGGGGAGAAUGGGGGAGAAUGGGGGAGAAUGGGGGAGAAUGGGGGAGAAUGGGGGAGAAUGGGGGAGAAUGGGGGAGAAUGGAUGGGGGAGAAUGGAUGGGGGAGAAUGGAUGGGGGAGAAUGGAUGGGGGAGAAUGGAUGGGGGAGAAUGGAUGGGGGAGAAUGGAUGGGGGAGAAUGGAUGGGGGAGAAUGGAUGGGGGAGAAUGGAUGGGGGAGAAUGGAUGGGGGAGAAUGGAUGGGGGAGAAUGGAUGGGGGAGAAUGGAUGGGGGAGAAUGGAUGGGGGAGAAUGGAUGGGGGAGAAUGGAUGGGGGAGAAUGGAUGGGGGAGAAUGGAUGGGGGAGAAUGGAUGGGGGAGAAUGGGGGAGAAUGGGGGAGAAUGGGGGAGAAUGGGGGAGAAUGGGGGAGAAUGGGGGAGAAUGGGGGAGAAUGGGGGAGAAUGGGGGAGAAUGGGGGAGAAUGGGGGAGAAUGGGGGAGAAUGGGGGAGAAUGGGGGAGAAGAAUGGGGGAGAAUGGGGGAGAAUGGGGGAGAAUGGGGGAGAAUGGGGGAGAAUGGGGGAGAAUGGGGGAGAAUGGGGGAGAAUGGGGGAGAAUGGGGGAGAAUGGGGGAGAAUGGGGGAGAAUGGGGGAGAAUGGGGGAGAAUGGGGGAGAAUGGGGGAGAAUGGGGGAGAAUGGGGGAGAAUGGGGGAGAAUGGGGGGGAAUUAG